UCGAGCUUCCGCAGCUCAUGCACAGCUGUGCCCGGAGAACAGCUAUUACUAUUAGCCUAGACUCUAGAGCUGGCUAAAGCCUGGAGGAAGGACUCAGGUGGGCGCCCAUUCCUGAUUUCCUACCUAUCAGUGUCACAGAGUUUUGAGGUCCAGAGGAGUCGGAUACAAUCGUGCUGAGCACGCACUUUGCGGGUUUGGAAAUUGGGAGAUUGUAUUAGGUGCCACCUUUGCUGCACAGCAUGGAUCCCUUCGCAGGACCACCAGACAAGAGGCGGGCGUUCGAUGAUGCAGGGCAAUCAAACGGCGUUCAGCGCGAUCGGAUGUGCAAACGUUACGACACGCCUGAAGGUUGCCCCUUUGGUGAUAGGUGUCGAUUCAGCCAUGGAGCGGAUGACCCUCGUUUCAAAGGAGCGGCCAACGGUGCCAGUCAGAAGCAGCCUUGCCAAAAGUUUUUCAGCACAAACGGUUGCCCAUACGGCGACACGUGUCACUUCACCCACCAUGUGAGCGGCCCGCCCCCUCGGAUCAUCAUCGGCAGCGGCCAGUCGGCGGCGGCCGCCCCCCUUCCUAGUUACAGGGCGCCAGAGCCGGAUCAGGGCCAACAAAACAUGAAGACGCGCAUGUGCAGAAACUUCCAGGAGGGGAACUGCACCUUCGGCGACCGGUGCCAUUUUGCCCACGGCAACCAAGAGAUGCGCGCCGGCCCCCCCCGCAGCGCACCCCCGUCCGGGUUCACUUCCACGAUGGCCCCCGAGGGUUCGGGGGUCAAAGAGUUCCCCCUCCUGUGGGGAGAAUCGGCCACUGACGCGGCGGGUAAUGUUACUAUGAUGGCGACGAUCACGUUCCCACAAGAGAUGGCGGGUUCGAUUAUCGGGAAGGGGGGCCAGAACGUGAGGCAGAUCCAAGUUACUUCAGGCGCGAAGGUCACUCUCAAGCCCAGUCCCGCUGACCCGAACAAUCUGAAAGAUGUCGACAUCGAGGGAACGGGCGCCGCGGUGCAGUCGGCGGCGGGGCGUGCACGUUCGGGGACAAGUGCCAUUUUGCCCAUGGGCAAGCGGAUCUGCGGACAAGGACAGACCAGCCGGCUGCUUAUGGGGCCCAGCCAGCUGCUUAUGGGGGCCCGCCGCCAUAUCAGGCGGGUCCUCCGGGUGGGGUCGCAGCUUACUAAGCUGUCUAACGAAAAGAAGGAAUAUAUCGACUAA
Messenger RNA from Klebsormidium nitens, 1202 nucleotides. The record is from the annotation of a GenBank genome assembly. Lineage: Eukaryota; Viridiplantae; Streptophyta; Klebsormidiophyceae; Klebsormidiales; Klebsormidiaceae.